Molecule: messenger RNA, 1476 nt
Organism: Bactrocera latifrons
Lineage: Eukaryota; Metazoa; Arthropoda; Insecta; Diptera; Tephritidae
Product: AP2-associated protein kinase 1-like
Exons: 2
Coding region: 87-1229 (380 amino acids)
Source: RefSeq, a predicted model, not a curated record
CAGGUUUAGGCAUCAGUCAGGCAUUUGAACUUGUCAGAGAAAGUGACGAAGAUCACAGCGCAAAAAUUAACGAAAAAUACUCAAACAUGAAGGCAAUCAGUGUCGCAUUGUAUUUCACGAUACUCGCCGUGGUUAGCGCUCAAUCAGGCUACAAGUAUCAACAAUCACAAGUCGGAUUAUCUGCACCCAUUGUACCAGCUGUAAGUCAUCAGCAUCAUCAUCAUCAUCAUCAUACGGUACCGCAUGCAGGUCCAGCUGCACCCAUUACCGGUCCCAUUUCACCACCAGCACCGCCAGCACCACUACCACAACAACCAAGCGCACUUUACUCGCCAGUGCAGUCACCACCAUUGCAAACAUUCAGCCCACCACCAUCGAUUCCAUUGCAACCACCAGCACAAGAAAUCCAUUUGCCAGAGCCACAAGCGCUACCACAACAAAACUACUUGUCACCGCCACAAAACGGUGGAGUGUCUUCAAUCUCACAGAACCAUCAGCAACAAUUUGUGCAACAACAAGUGGUACAGCAACAGGCGCAAUACGGUGCUGCGCAACUUAGCCAGCCAAUUCAGCCCCAACCACAACAACAGCUGGGUGGCGGCGCUUUCGGCUUCCCUUCCGGCGGUCAAGGUGGUUUCCAACAGAACUUCCAAUCAUUCCAGCAACCACGAACACAGACUGCCAUCAUCACUAAGGAUAUUUACAUUCACUCAGCACCCGAAGACCAGGAAGAGGCUUUGUUCGGACAACAGUUCGAUAAUGCCCCAAUUCGCAAGAAUUAUCGCAUUGUCUUCAUCAAGGCACCAACACACAAUAUAAAAUUGGCCGGCGCUGCUUUGAGACAAGCUCAGAAUGCCAAUGAAGAGAAGACCAUCAUCUAUGUGUUGUCGAAGAAACCCGACUUGUCCGAGGUGCAACAGCAAUUGCAACAGGCUCAAGGUGAACCGAAAACACACAAACCUGAAGUGUACUUCAUCAAGUACAAGACUCAGGAGGAGGCUCAACGCGCCCAACAGGAAAUCCAAGCUCAAUACGAUGCUCUUGGUGGUUCUACGCACAUUUCCGAUGAGGGCGUUGCUCCCCUUACAUCAGUCUCAAGCGGUUCUCUGAAUUUGGGUGGCAGCAUUGGCCAGCAACAUUCACAUUCGUCCUUCGUGCAGCAGAACUUCCAAUCGGCUGGCAACUAUAAUUUACCCAACAACAAAUACUUGCCUAUCAAGAAGAAGUAAACGGGUUCAUUAGAACUUUCAGAAUUUUACAAUAUAAUUUAGUUAAUAGUUUUUAAGUCACUCAUACAUUCUCCGACUUGUUCAUGCAUUUUCUCUUCAAUCUAUACAAUCUAUUAUGGCUUCUUUAUUACUUUUUCUUCUGAAUCAUGCGAGCCCCACAAUCGUAUCAUUCAUUCGCCCUUCACACACAAAUAGUUUGUAUUAAUUUAUUGAAUGAAAUAAACGAAAAUAUUUUUUGACUUUAUAA